Oryza sativa Japonica Group (Japanese rice) is the source of this 1593-nucleotide messenger RNA. RefSeq lists its product as uncharacterized. The record is from RefSeq and is a predicted model, not a curated record. NCBI's taxonomy places the organism in Eukaryota, Viridiplantae, Streptophyta, Magnoliopsida, Poales, Poaceae.
UCGACGCCGCGCAGCGCUCCACAACUCACGAGACGAGGCAGAGGCGCUCGCCGCGGAGGAGCCACCACCACCCACCGCCGCCGCCGCCACCGCAAACUCUCUUUCUUCUCUCGCCUGGACGAGCCGCCGGAGAGCUCGGGGGAGAGCUCUGCUGCUUGGGGAGGGGAGGCGGAGGCGAUGGAGUCGAUGGAGCCCAAGGACAUCGACUGGAGCAGGGUGGUGUCGCGGUACGUGCGCGACGAGACCUACGAGGGCAUCGAGGCCCCGCACUGGGCCGACCUCACCGAUCCCGAGGCCGGCGUCGCCGCCGUCGACGACGAGGCCUGGUUCUGCCGCCCCGAUUGCCGGCAUCCAAAGACGGUCGAGGACUUCCUCAAGAUGAGCCCCAGCCCCAAGGGCAAGCUACUGCGAUCAGUGUCGGCCAUGAUGAUGCCGUUCGGCGAGAGGGACACCAACCUUAGAGACGGCAACAACAAUCUCAAGAGGCGGGGAGCCGUCGCCGGCAGCGGCAUCGCCGCCACCUUCACGCCGCCCAAGCCCAAGGCUGCGGCCAAGAAGAGGUUCCAGGACGACAGCGAGAACCAGGACCCGGCAUUGGCCACUCCACCUCCGCCGCCACCGGCGGCGAGUAGGCCACCGUUCGGCGCGGCACGGUGGGCCAAGAACGCCAAGGACGCCAUCAAGUCCAGCGCGGAGAAGCGGCCGGGCAAUGCAGAGAAGGAGGCCCUGCUCAGCAAGAACGCCGCGCCGAGGCAGCUCAAGAGCACCCUCUCGGCGAGGAACCUCUUCUCCGGGAAGGACAUACUUGGCCAGAUAUCAGACUUCUACAAUGAGCUCAAGCGGAUGGCCGGCGGCAAUGGCAGCCGGCCUGGGUCGGAGGCCAUGGAGGAAUUAAGCUCAAACCCAAUAAAUGAGGGCGAUGUGGCCGAGAAGAAGGUCGAUUGUGGCUGUGGCACUGGUGAUCAGGUUCCCUCUGAAGAAGCCAUCAAGGAGAAAUCAAGGCAAGAAACAGCAGAAAAGAGUCCAAGCACAAUGAAGGGGAAGAAGAUGGGAUUGAAAGUGGAAGCUGCGAAGCCCACCAGGUCCUCUGUGUUGAAGGAGGUGAAGGCCACACCACCGACUCCGCAGCGGUUCCCAUCUCCCUCGACGAACCGUGUCAAGAACGUGAAAGCAGGAGGCAUGUCGAUGGCAAGCUCACCACUCAAGAAGCCACUGAAGGAGAAGGGGACACCUAGUAAGGAUCUGGAGAACAGCAAAGAUGCUAAGAGGCAACCUUUUGGUGUCAAGGACAUGAACAACACCAAGGCUUGUGAUGCAGAAGGCUCUAGUAGCAUGUUUUGGUUCUUGAAGCCCUGCACCUUCCUAGUGGAGUAGCAGCAAAAUAACGGGAAGCUUUAAAGAACUGCAUUUUAUGUAGUUAGAAUACAUUAUUUCAUUCUAUUUGAGAUACCUGUUUGGUUGAUUCAUUUGAUGGACAUUUUUGUCAGGGAAAUAAACAGCAAGCUAUGUAUAGUUACUAGCAAAGUCAUUCAAGUUUGAGAGAUUCUUUCCAUAUGUGGGGUUCGAGAUAUAGCAAAAUGUUGUUGUUCUUUA